UUACUAUCAGUAAGCCUAUUGAAAAAACUACAAAAAUGAAUGAAACAACAAGUCUAACUCAUCAGAGAAGUACAGACAGCACAGGAUCAGCCAGAACACAGAGUGAAGGACAAGCCGAAACGGUAGAUACUCGAACCGCAAAAAGCCAUCCGAAGGACGAGGAUGUAGAAAUGACAUUAGAAACGGAAUUUUCUACGAAAGGGACAGAACAUAGGACUUCUGAUAGCGUAUCUCAUCAAGAUCCUGUAAACGAUCAUAUAGCAGAUAAAAAAUAUCCUAGACAACCUUUAACUGCACAAGAGAGUACACAAAAAUACCAGGGGUGUGUUUCGGAGAAUCAGGGGAGUGUCGAGCUACUCGAGUUUAGCCUUUCUAGGGACGAUGUUACUCUGUCAGACACGGACACUGUAGGGAAGAAUUUGUCACAUUCUGCAGCGACAUUAGCAUCGCAAGAUAACAAUGAAAAUAACGCUUCACCAGCGCUUCUUUCGAACACGUUUAACGAACCUGAAGAUCCUUUAUCUAUAGCCCCAUCAGAAAUCCUCAAUUCGCCAGAAUUGACUGAAGUUAAUGUAAAUCAAUUACUAGAAAGCCAAGACUACACCCCAGAGUUAGGUAAUGACUGUAAUACCACACAAGUUCUGCACCCAGAAUACCCCAAUUACGCCAGUCAUCCAGAGAUCUCCUCACUUGAACCUGUGCAAGAAACGCACGCGGCUUCUCUGGCUGGCAGCCUGACACCAAGAUCAAGUGUAGAAAGACGUCCAUCACCCACGGAUACACUAUUAAGGAGGGCUAAGAUCCAAAGACUGGACACUGAUUCGCUAUAAAACAGCAUUAAGACUUUGUUACGUCUAUCAUGAAUAAAAAUUCAAU
Messenger RNA from Limulus polyphemus (Atlantic horseshoe crab), 876 nucleotides. RefSeq lists its product as uncharacterized. Bases 36 to 830 code for a protein of 264 amino acids. Lineage: Eukaryota; Metazoa; Arthropoda; Merostomata; Xiphosura; Limulidae. The transcript is spliced from 3 exons. The record is from RefSeq and is a predicted model, not a curated record.